AAGUCGGCGUCAUUUGAGUUUAACUUCUUUUUUUUUUCCUUUUUCUCCUCAGUCUUUUAAUUUAAACGAGAAGCCCAGAAACAAAUAAAAACAGGUGUGGAAAAUGGCGACAGGUAGAAAACAGAUGAAGAGAAAACACCUGGAGGAGAAAACGGAUAAAAAGGUUUUUGAAUUUACUCAAGAAGAUGAGAAGAAAGAGCUGAGUGGGUCAGAGGAUGAGGUCAGAGAAGAUGAAACUCCAAUUGUGGACAAGCUGGCAAAGAAGAGACCUGCAGCCGAGUUCGAGGAGGAGGGGGUCACCUGUGCAGUCGGAAACGAGGUUCACUCCAUGUUGGAAAAAUUUGGGGCUGAUAUCAACAAGGUGAUGCAGGCCAAGAAGAAGCGCCUGGAGUCUCUGACAAAAAACUAUAUGAAGGGAAGUCAGCAGAAACUGGAGCAACUGUGGAACAACUAUCAGGGACAAAGGAAGAAGAUGACUCAGCAGUACUCUCAGCAGGUGUCCUCUGCCCUGCAGCAGUGGGAGACUGAAGCCCAGAGAGCCGAGGAGCAGGAGGAGAAGCUCAACAAUUUGUUCCGGCAGCAGCUGAAGGUCCUGCAGCAGGCCAGAGUGGUCCAAAACCAGAAGCUGAAAGCCGUCAGAGAGAUGUACGAGCAGUUUGUAAAGAACAUGGAGGACAUGGAGAAGAACCACGAGAUGUUCCUGCAGGGGGCGCAGCAGGAGCUGAGGAAGGAGAUGGCUGCCCUGCAGAAGAAGAUCCUGAUGGACACGCAACAGCAGGAGAUGGCCACAGUUCGUAAGUCGCUCCAGUCCAUGCUUUUCUAACCUGAUGUCGCCGUGGCAACUGUUCCAGAUGUUCCUGCUGGUGUUCUUUGUCCCAGAAACAUUUUAAAAAGUCUUGUCCAUCUUCU
Messenger RNA from Nematolebias whitei (Rio pearlfish), 909 nucleotides. RefSeq names its product synaptonemal complex protein 3 (gene sycp3). Gene Ontology annotation, cellular component: synaptonemal complex. Bases 104 to 823 code for a protein of 239 amino acids. Gene Ontology annotation, biological process: meiotic cell cycle; spermatid development. The record is from RefSeq and is a predicted model, not a curated record. NCBI's taxonomy places the organism in Eukaryota, Metazoa, Chordata, Actinopteri, Cyprinodontiformes, Rivulidae. The transcript is spliced from 9 exons.